UUAACUCAUAAGUCGUGUUUCAAAAAUGCAAUGAAAUCUAAUAAACCAUAAAACGCAGACUUUUAGGUAUAAGAUAUAAUACAAAGCAAAUUAAUCACACAAUACUCGUUGGAAACACUUCACUAUUUUUGUUGUUUCACCAAGUUAUACCCUUAAGUUAACUUAUAUUCUACCAAGUUAUUACAAUAAAGUAGCACUAAUAAACCAUGGCCUACCAAAACGCGGACAGUAGGCACCGGAACCUACAGCGAGGCAUGUACGCCGGGUGCGGUGUGGCCCUGGUGUCCGCGGUCAUUGUGUUUGCCUUACUCAUGAUAGUCCUCAAUAAUAUUAACAGCCUUACAACCGGGUAUUACACCGAGGACUCUAUUAGUACCGCCAGAUCUAUAUUCAUAUCGUUUGGUGUGUUGACUAUAAUACUGGAACUGCUGGGUAUAGGCGCUGCCAUGAAGGAGGUCUACUUGCUGUGUAUUAUCUACGCUGUACUGUCGUCAGUGCUGGCAGGUCUGUGCCUAUACGGCGGUAUAGCUGGCGCUGGAGGUCUGCUCUGGUAUCUAAUGGUCGUAUUCUUCGUGAGCGGCUGUUUUGGCUCAUACUUUGCCAAAGAUAUUAAACGACUCGAGAAGUUGGCCCAAAAUACCACUGUUUACGUGUCGGGAAUGCCGGGUCAACCUAAUUAUGGUUAUCAAAUACCACCCUCAGGACAGGUACCCAACUACGGACCACCCACACAGGGAAUGGCACCAAAUGGCCAGAUGUAUAUGACUGAACCUACCGGGCCUUAUCAGCAAUCGCAACACCAGCCCAUGGGUACUGGCUAUCACUCAUCGGUGGGUAAUUCUUAUGGACAGUCAACACAACAGCCCCCUAGUUAUGGACAGUCCUCGACAGGUGCCGGACAACCUAAUCUGCAUGUAUUGGGUGCCCAUGAUCCUAACUACCCACCCGGUGCUGGUGAGCAUAAGACUAUGCAAUAAAGCGCCAGUAGUUUUUUGUGUAUGGGUGUUGUUUUUCUGUAACCACCAUAACAUUAUUCUGU
This is a messenger RNA of Oppiella nova, 1039 nucleotides long. Lineage: Eukaryota; Metazoa; Arthropoda; Arachnida; Sarcoptiformes; Oppiidae. The record is from the annotation of a GenBank genome assembly.